CAAUGACCUUUUGGGAAACGUCAAGGUCAAAUGUUUCAAUAUCCGGUCUUGUUCUCCAAUGAGCACCUGCAUCUGGACUCGUCUCCAUAUAAUUCGUGCACGGUAUCGGCGGAUUGAUUGCGUGUUUCAUCCUAAAGGCUCGGCAGAACCUGGCGUUUUCAUCUAUGCUCAGUUUUACCGCCGGUUGAGCGGGUCCGGUCGCGAACGCCAUAGUGUUUACUCUUGGGGUGUUGCAUCAGGUGAAGCACCUGGAAAUCAUGAAGGGCGCACUGGGGAUCUAGUGGCGUAUAAGUACAGCCUCGAAAGGCCUCAAACCUUCUCAGCAGCAAGAUACAUCUUCGCCUCGUCUUCACCAUGAAGUCUGUCCUUCUUUCUCUUCUUGCCCUGACUGGCACCUCCGUCGCUCACUACACCUUCCCCGAGCUCGUCGUCAACGGCAAAGGCACCGGCAACUGGCAGUAUGUCCGCCAGACCGCCAACUACCAGUCCAAUGGUCCCGUGACCGAUGUCACCUCCAACGCCAUCCGUUGCUACCCCCUCGCGCCCGGCACAUCCGCCAAGACGCAGACAGUCAACGCCGGCGACACCGUCGCCUUCAACGCCGGUUCCUCCGUCAGUCACCCAGGCCCCAUGCAGUUCUACAUGGCCAAGGUGCCCACGGGCCAGACAGCCGAGGCGUGGGACGGCAGCGGCAACGUGUGGUUCAAGAUCUACCAGGAAGAAGCGAUAGUCAAGAGCGACUCGAUUUCGUGGGCCAGCAUGAACAAGAACCAGAUCCCCGUGACGCUGCCCAAGGCGCUGCCGUCGGGCGAGUACCUACUGCGCGCCGAGCACAUUGCGCUGCACAGCGCCGGCACCUCCGGCGGCGCCCAGUUCUACAUCUCCUGCGCGCAGAUCAAGGUCCAGAACGGCGGCAGCGGCAACCCUAGCCCGCUCGUUAGCUUCCCGGGUGCUUACAAGGCCUCGGACGCUGGUAUUCUGGUUGGCAUCUACUACCCGAUUCCCACUAACUACAAGCCCCCGGGUCCGGCUGUGUGGAGUGGUUAAAUUGGGAGGAGCGAUGGUGGUCGGUUCUGCGACGGUGCGGGGAGCGGUGGCUUUGAUAGGACUAUCUUCUUGUAUAUUGAUACUGGUGAUCAGCUGGCUUUGAAUAGAGCUUGGAUUCUUUAAUUUGGUGCCGUGCGUGCAAAUGAUGCGUGAGUUGAACCGACUGUCCACACCCCACGGUAAGGGACCAAUGACAAGCUGUCAAAUCAAUCUCGACAAAAGGAAUAAGAGAGGACCCCUGCUCAUAUUAGUGUUGGCGAUGCGUGACCUAAGCAGAUGGAGUUGCUCAUGAAGACACCACUAACUUACAGAACACCCAGGAACGGAGAAGCGACGUCUCGAGGGUAUCAAGAAUAUACAUUCAUUACGAAAUAGCUCAUUAGUCGCAGAGGAAUCCAGGUAUGAUCUUAGGAAAGUCUGCUGCGUCUCGCUCUGUCCAACGUGCCAACACUGUGCGAUG
Molecule: messenger RNA, 1507 nt
Organism: Boeremia exigua
Lineage: Eukaryota; Fungi; Ascomycota; Dothideomycetes; Pleosporales; Didymellaceae
Product: fungal cellulose binding domain-containing protein
Exons: 2
Coding region: 355-1047 (230 amino acids)
Source: RefSeq, a predicted model, not a curated record